Molecule: messenger RNA, 5163 nt
Organism: Styela clava
Lineage: Eukaryota; Metazoa; Chordata; Ascidiacea; Stolidobranchia; Styelidae
Source: RefSeq, a predicted model, not a curated record
AGGAAAGCCAGAAGCGCUAGGGAUUAUAUUAAUAUUUGAAUAUAACUAAUAACUGAAAUCAAAAUGGAAGUGUGUUCCAAUUUUGCUCGUGCUAUUACCCGCAAGAAGCAUAUUGAUGAAGGAACAAUGAAUGAGUCGAAGCUGAGAAGGAUUCUAAAUACUUUUGAUAUAACUGCUCUUGGUGUUGGAUCGACUCUGGGUGCGGGAGUCUACGUACUGACAGGGGCCGUUGCAAAGAAUACGAGUGGACCAAGCGUUGUUAUUGCGUUUCUCAUCGCAGCAUUGACUUCAGUACUAUCUGGUUUAUGUUAUGCCGAAUUUGGAGCACGCGUGCCUAAAGCUGGAUCAGGAUACGUUUACAGCUAUGUUACAGUCGGCGAAUUAUGUGCCUUCGUCAUUGGGUGGAACCUCAUUCUCUCUUACGUGAUUGGCGCUGCCAGUGUUGCCAGGGCUUGGACAGCAAAUUUCGAUGCUUUGCUCGGAAACAAGAUUGAGACAUUCAUGUUGAGUUGCUGUUCGAUGAACGCUCCUGGACUUGCUGCUUAUCCUGAUAUAUUUUCCUUCGUUAUUAUCAUUAUUUUAACAGCUCUAAUUGCUUUUGGUGUGAAGGAGUUUGCAGUUGUCAAUAAAAUUUUCACUGUGUUGAAUAUUUGCGUUAUCAUAUUUGUUGUGAUUGCUGGACUCACUCACGCCAACUUAGAAUACUGGAAUCUCACACCCGAUCAAAUCUACAACAUGACUAUUGAAGCGAAUAACACUGUUAAUGUUACGUAUGGUGAAUAUGGAACCGGUGGAUUUGCUCCGUAUGGAUUUGCAGGUUUAAUAUCGGGAACUGCAACAUGUUUCUAUGCUUUCGUUGGCUUCGAUUGCAUCGCAACAACAGGCGAAGAAGCAAAAAAUCCACAAAAGGCAAUUCCGUUGGGUAUUGUUUUCUCAUUGACCAUCUGUUGCUUUGCCUACCUCCUAAUUUCAUCAACGCUAACACUAAUGCAACCAUACUUUCUUCUGGACACUGAUGCUCCGUUACCAUACGCUUUUGAGUAUGUCGGACUAGAAUGGGCAAAAAUACCAGUUUCGAUCGGAGCAAUUUGUGCUCUCUCUACCAGUCUGCUGGGGUCCAUGUUUCCGAUGCCUCGUAUCAUCUAUGCUAUGGCAGUGGACGGACUUCUCUUCAGUUUUUUUGCAACGGUCAGCAAGAAAACAAAAACACCUGUGAUCGCAACUUUCAUCUCUGGAACAUUAGCAGGUAUCAUGGCUGUCCUAUUUGAUUUGAAGGAAUUAGUUGAUCUGAUGUCAAUCGGAACAUUGGCUGCAUACACUCUUGUUGCUUCAUCUGUCAUGUUAUUGAGGUAUCAGCCAGAAAAGCGACCUCGUUUGAAGCAUGUAUCUUCCAUGAAACCUGGUGGGUUCGACGGUGAAAAGGCCAUGAUGGACACAGCGCCAAUGACCACUGAUAAUGGUUACACUGGCCAUGAAAGGAAGAGUUCAUUCAAUGUGGUACAUUUAGUCAUACCAAGGGGCAGCAGUCCCACUGAAAUGUCAUCAACAAUUGUUAACUGGGCAACUGUUAUUACCGGUACUUCAAUGGUUUUAUUUAGCAUUGUUGCAAUAAUAGCUGGCAAGAAUGGAUGGACGACUGGAUCUAUAUUAUUUGCUUGUAUAUUUGGCGUUGUCAUCAUAGGUGCAAGCAUUGUGAUAAUUCUUCAACCUCAAAACAAUGAAAAAUUAACGUUCAAAGUGCCUCUUGUUCCAUUUAUUCCUAUAAUCAACAUGUUCGUAAAUCUAUAUUUGAUGGUUUCACUGCCUGUCAGUACGUGGUAUAAAAUGGUUAUAUGGAUGGUUGUAGGCUUCGUAAUCUACUUUGGGUAUGGAAUUCGACAUAGUGUUGAGGGACUUAACGAUGACGCUGGUCAAAAUGGAGAUGUUAGAUUUAUGAACAAUCACGACGAAGGGUAUGCCGUUGUUCCUACGCAAGAUGACGAACAACCUUUGGAAGAAAAAGAAUCAGAAAUUUAAAAAGAAGAUUUAAUAAUAAAAAAACAAUUUUUAAAAAGGAGGAAUAGGAAAUAAUCAACUUGCGAAGUUGAAAAUAAUUAAUAAUUUUUGUGCCUUAUUUUUUUGGUGUUGUCGCUGCUUCACUAUCUCCCAAAGUUGUGUGUAAGAACUACUGGUUUCGUAGAUUUUCAAGCGUUACUGAUCGAGUUCUAAAGAAAGUAAUAAUUCACAAGGUGUUCAUAAAGUCGUGUGUUAAAUUAGGUAAAAGAACUUUGAUGUGCGUCGUUCUGAUAAUGAUGGCCAUAUAAAGAUGUAUCAAAUGAAGUAAAGAACACUAAAAACUAGUUAAGAUAUCUUGGCAACUCACUUCAUAACAAAAUUGUAACAGGACUUAAUGAGCACCCUGUACUAUAUAAUAAGUUUUCCAUAUUAUUUGGAUAUGUUCUACAGUACUAAAUUUCUAAAACUGUAUAUCAAAAUUGAUUUGGGUGUUGAAUUUCCACAGGGUUACCCAUAAAAAUAAUUAACUGAAUAAAAAGCUCGUCCAGGAGAUUUGUUUGAGUUAUUAUUCAAAUUAUUUGUUGUCAGCAAGAUGCAAACUUCGAAGAGAAAAUGCCGUUUCUGACUGCUUUUUUGGGUAUAUGAUUAUGACUUUUACACAUUUCGUUAAGGUGCUAAGUACUGGGAAUAUCUCUCCCAUAAAGUAAAAUUACUCUGUAAAUAACAUUAGUCCCAUGCUUCAUAAACAUUUUGUUGCAAAAAUGGCACUUUUUUUUGUUCGAUUUACGUACUAUCGAUACAGAAAUUGUUUCUGUUAAAUAUUUUUCAAUUUAGAAAUUGAUUGUUGAGUAAUGGAGAUCUGGUUAAUUGUAAAUAAUUAUUUAUAACCAAGAUUGAAAUGCCAAAUUCAUGCGUACCUUUUGCUCAGAAGCCUUGAAAAAUCAAACAUUGGGGUUGCUGCCAAUUUAAAUCAGUUUUAUUUAGUGAUUGGUUUCCUAAGAUUGUAGGCUGUCUUCCUAGUUCAGUAAUUCAAAUUUACACGGUGAGGCAAAACAGUCUCUCAUAUUUUAUUUUGAAUAUGGGAAGUCUUUUUCCCACCCUGUAUUAUCAAGGUUUGUUUGUAUUUGAUUAUUUUGGUGGGGCUUUAAAACGUGGGCUCCCCCAUGAGUUUAUUUGGUGUAAACAUUUUUGAUCAUGAAAUCAGUACCGGUACCCAAGAUAUCAAGAUCUGACAAGUGGUGUUUUACUUUUGCCAACAAUGUUUGGUUAUAUUUAUGUCUCACAACCUUCCAAUUUGUACAUAGUAAUUGUUGUUUAUUGUUCAUUGUCUUAUUUUUUCGGUCAAGGAAAAUUAUCACCCAGAACUUUGUUUAUGUAAAAGGUAAUCAGACUCGUUAGUUUCUUAUAUUAAAUCAGUGUGAAUUUAAGUUGAGAAGUCGAAAUAUUUUUUUUUUUUUCAUUUUUUUCUCGUCGCCUGAUUUUCAAUGACUUGUAUCUAUAAUUGUUAUUUCGCAUUUCUUUUGCCCGGGAACGUCAUUAUUAUGUUCAGUCAAUAUCCUGGUACAGGGUAACUUAUUUAGUUGACUACGGUAAUCAAAUUUGAACUAUGUGUCAUAAAGACAGAUGUAAACUGAGGGAUUUCACAAUAGGUCAAUGGAGUCAGAGUCUUAUUUUCGAAAUGAAAUUUCGAAUUUCCUCGAGUCAAAGUCCAAAUUUCUGACACAUUUUUACAGAAACUGUAAAAAUUGAGUUGAUGAAAAUUGAAUAAGUGUUUUUAGCAGUCUCUAUUAAAUGAGGCUUGCAUAAGUCAUUGUUAAUUUUCCACUUCUGAUCUUAACAUAAAACUGAAUUUGGCUAUACGAUGUUAAAUUUCAUCUAGACUUUAUCAUUUCAAAACCAUUAUCAAUUCUAUUCGAAAUACAUAGCAAAUCGUAAUACUCCAUUUUACGCUAUACCUCUUCUAAGUGUCCUGUUUAUUUCUUCUAUUAUAGUGUAUGUAAUAUAUCAGAAAAUUACCUUUUUACAAGCAUCAAUAUGAUGAAGCACAAAAUAAAACAUCAAUUUUCAUCGAUACUUUUCUUUUUCUUUAUUUAAAUUACUCUUUAUUGAUCAUGCCAAAAAUGAAGCCGUUUCAAUAAGUUGUUUUCCUAAUUUGUUUUUCACUUCAAAUUUACUAACAGUGAAGCAAAAUUUGACCACUGUGAAUUAGGUAACAUUAUGAAAUCGCAUGCCACUGUUUUUUCAUGAUACUUUGGCAAACUCAAAUCUCUAUUCUCCUCUUUGAUUGGUCUUAAUUCAAAGUGUAAUUAGAACCCUUUUUCCUUGUUUUGACAAAGUAUUUUUUGUAAUGGUUAUCUCACUGAAACGGGGGUUCUCGACUUUUCUCUCUUUACACCCCCUCCCCAAAUUUUGAACACCCCCUAACUUUAUGGUGUGAUGACGCACUUCCUAACUUAAACAUAAUUGUAUUCAAUUAUCCAGGGGCUAAGAAUAGUUUUAUAACUGAUAACCCCGUAAAUUUGAAAACAUCCCCCUAAAAUGAAAAGCUGAAGAGCAUACUGCCCUAGCUGUGUAUGUGAACUGUCUUUUCCUGUGCGUCGUGACUAGACUUGUCUCCCCAUAGCGAGAGCGUAAUAACAUUCUAUUAUGCAACACAGAAUACCUCAUCCCAACGAUGUUGCAAUUUGCUAUGUGGCCAAGGCACUCACUUUACCCAUUUACGCUCAGUUGGGAACCCUUGUUUUAUAAGAUGUGUAGUCAUGAUACUUUCUAUCCAUGGUUUAAUUUCCAUGUUCUUACAUAUCUGAAAAAUGGUUUUAUCCACUUUUUUAAAUGUGACAUAUUACAACAACAGUUUGGCUUACUUAUUUGGGGCCUGUGGCUAUCUCUAUUCGGCCUUCUACGCCGAUGGCUUUAUUGUUGACCACUUAUUUAAGGUUAAUGUGUUUCCUUUCGAUAUAUUUUCAACUUAGCUGUUAUUAAGGGUAACUUAUUUAAUUUAAUGUUUGUAAAUAUUUGUAUAUAAUCAUGGCUUCGAUGCUUCAUAUUUCACAUCAGUCAGAAUCAUACUCUUGUGCUUAAUUGAGAUAUUUACCUCACAGAGGUAAAAGUGGAUUUUAUGAAGCAUUGUUGCUAUUCUUUUGAAAUAAAAAGCUGACGUUUUGUGUA